CCACAUCGGACGUCGUCGAAUUGGACCCUCUACAGACGGCUCGUCACAAUACGCCGCUUCAGUCAGUUUUGCACGGUCCGUGGUUGUAAACGGUCUAUGUGGUGCGUUCCCCCUCACGAUUCUGGGCAACAAACAUGUGUACAACGAGGGCAGCGGCGACAGUGUCAACGAAAGGGUCGCGCAAGGCGUGAAAAGGGCUCGUCUGAAAGUGGGUGACGAAGUCAGGGCUGCGGCUCCCUCAUGGGCCGACUUCCCGGGGGCCGUCCUUCGGGCUGACCACUUGGAGAGGCCGCGGACAUAGGACAUGGCCUUUAGCCUACUCGCGGCUUGGACCACCCUGCUGUGGCUUGCCUCAGCUACUGGCUUAGACCCAUCGGGUCUUCUGUCGACUAUAAAUACAACGCGUCAAACAAUUGAUCUUCUGGGUGCCUUGGGUUUGCCUAACACCAACUGGAGUGGAGUUUCACGAACUGAUGGUCCUCAGAGAAAUAAACCGGCCUAUCUUUUGCAAGGCGAUAAUAGAAAUCUGAAACUACCAUCACCAGCCUUCGAGCAAGUGUCAGAAAUGCUUCGCCGAAGUCCCGAAUUCACGAUCAGCGCCUACUUAAAACAGGACAUGGGGAACACGGGAAUCAUCCUGAGCUUCGUCCAGGGCUACAACAGAUACCUGGAGCUCGAAUCGAGUGGUCGGAAAAACGAAAUCCGAUUUCAUUAUUUGUCGAAAGAAGAUAAUAAAGUGCACGUAGAAACUUUUCAUUAUAAGCUAGCGGACAAUUUGUGGCAUCGUAUGACUGUGACUGUUAGUGGCUCGGUUGUUGAGCUUUUUGUGGACUGUAAUAGGUUGUAUAAAAGACUUUUAAGGCCGGGAAAGCCGGAUCGUAACUUUACCGAAGCUAAGCAGCUUUGGUUAGGACAAAGAAAUCGCCUUUAUCAUUAUAAGGGUGCAAUGCAAGACGUGCAAUUUAUAGCCGGUCCCCAUGGGUACCUUUUAGUAUGUCCCCACCUGGACUCCACGUGUCCGACCUGUGGCCAGUUCUCGCUGCUGGAGUCGACGGUGCAGGAGCUGACGCGGCAUCUUCAGGAGCUAACCGAAAGGUUGUCCGCCGCCGAAGGACGCAUCUCGGGGGUGGAGAAGUGCGACUGUCCUAUCUCGUGUCACAUCAACGGCACCGUGCACGCAGAUGGCGCCAGGUGGCAAAGCGGCUGUGAUUUGUGUUCCUGUGUGCAUGGAACGGUUGAAUGUCGAAGAAUUGAAUGUCCGAAGCCAAUGUGCAAGUAUCCUGUCUUGAAGGAAGGAGAGUGCUGUCCGCAGUGUCUUAGAAGCUGCCUCAUGAUUGAUACACCGUAUGAUCAUGGUGAAGUAGUGAGUGUCACGAAGUGCAUGGAUUGUGAGUGCAACGAUGGAAGUAUGAACUGCAAGAAGAUAAACCCGGAAACUCAAUGUCCGAAACUGACAUGUCCUCCAGAGCAGAGAUUCAGUGUGGCAGAUAACUGCUGCAAGUUUUGUCCAGGUGUUGACUAUUGCGCCAAAGGUCAUGUUUGUCAUGCUAACGCCACCUGCCUCAACCUACAGACUACAUAUGCUUGUCAGUGCAUUCAAGGGUAUCAAGGAGAUGGCAGAAAUUGUACUGAUAUCGACGAAUGUCAACAGGAAGGUGGUCAAGAGGGUCACCACUGCCACCAAAAUACGAGAUGCGUGAAUACACCAGGAUCUUAUAUCUGCGAAUGUCUGCCAGGAUACAGACGGAUAGACAAAUUCAACUGUGCAGAACUGGACGAAUGUCAUACUGGCGAGCACGAGUGUGAUGUUAACGCUGAAUGUAUCAACACUCAAGGCAGCUACCACUGCAAGUGCAAGGAAGGUUAUUCCGGAGAUGGAUACAAAUGUGAACCUAUCUGCGAGCAAAGCUGCAUGAACGGAGGUAUAUGUAAGAAACCAGGUAUCUGCGCAUGCGCCAACGGGUACACAGGACCUAGUUGCGAAAGAGAUUUGGACGAAUGUGCCACCAAUGCCCACAGGUGUACAUCUUCCUCUAGAUGUGUGAAUAUGAUUGGAUGGUACUACUGCACAUGCAAAGAAGGGUUCAAAGGACCUGGAUCAGACAAUAAUUUGGGCACGCUGUGUACAGAUAUAAAUGAGUGUGAGGAAGAAAUCGACAGCUGUCACCCAUCAGCAACGUGCGUCAACACUCUUGGUGGCUUCGAAUGCAGGUGUCCACCCCGAAAACCCGAUUGUAGAUUAAGUUGUUUGUUCGAACAGACAGAAAUAGAUCACGGCAAAACGUUAUCCCAUCCUAACGAUCCUUGCACCAAAUGUACCUGCAACCGAGGUGUGAUAAAAUGCGAGAAAGUAUCCUGUAACUGUUCCAUACCUGCUAAGCAAAAUGACCCCUGCUGUCCGCAGUGUGAUUUGAGACAAGCAUGCGCACACCAAGAAUUGCCAGGAGUGGAUCUCAUGCACGGAGAAAAAUGGUCUUACCAAUGUCAAUCCUGCGAGUGUUUGUACGGGGAAACUGACUGUUCCAAUUUGGAAUGUCCUCCUUUGCUCUGUUCCAAGCCAGUGCAAGGCCCCAACGACUGCUGUCCUCACUGCGAAGAAGAUCAGUGCAUGUGGAAUGCAACUGGAGACGGAAGAGAUUGCAACUACAUUAGCAGAAGUUAUAAAUCAGGUUCAGAAUUCGUUGAUCCGAAUGACCCAUGCGUUACAUGCAAGUGUAAGGUGCCGUUCUGCGCCGAACUGGUGAGCAAUGUCGCGUGUUGUGUGCAUCGGACGGAUCAAUUUGCUGCAGUUAUAAUCUCCAUUGCAAUGACAAUGCAGUCGCAGUUGGAUUUGACGGAGUUACGGUCCCUUCGUCCUCUCCUCAGCAGCACAAAAUCGUCGGCUCCACGCAGAUCAGCACUAGUUAUGGACAGUAUAGUUCGUCUUAUCGCUUGGAUAGUAGCAGUGUCACCAGCACUUACCAGAAGAAGUCAGAACAAGCUGAGGGAAUUACUGUCCCAUCUGGGGGCUGAAUUAUCUUACGUACAGAAUCGUCUUACAUUCCUGGAACCACUUGUGCAAUAGUUACGGCCUCUGUGCAUAUAAGCACAACUUAAAUAUUGCCAGGCCUCUAACCAAGUGUCUUCCUUGUUCCACAGUUAGCUUUGUGUGCUACUGACUUGCUUGUUUCUUUCAACGAUAGCACUGUAUUACUCAUAUACAAUUAACUAAUGAACUUGAAAAUCAUCAUUUAAAUUCAGACUACCAAGUUACUUAGGUCCAUGGUAUAAAUCUCCUUGAAAACCCCUGGAAGAGCUUCAAUAGCGCCUUUUUUACGAAUAUUCCUCGAACUGAAUUUUUAUAACAAUUCGAUUCUUUCCAAAAGUCUGCAAAUCAAUAUAUGCAAAACUUGAAAGAAUCACCUCAAAUAACUAUUCAACGUAAAGUUUGCCUUUUAGGUCUUGAUUCACUGAAUUAAUUGUAUUAGUUUUUAAUGGGAAUUCAUAUAAUUAUGCCUAAAAUAAGUACAUUGAAGUGAUAGAUCUUAUAAAGUUAUGCAGAUGCUUUAAAAGCUAUUAUUGUCCCUACAAAUGGAGCUUGAGUAGCCGUAUGUUGCAGUUGUUGGAGUAUUAUAUAAAUGUUAUAAACAUAUAAUUGAAAGUAGAACUACUGGUAUACAAAAUAUAGUAUUAACAUAUAAGUAUGACGCUCUCAACGACAAAAAAUAUAAGAUGAAUUAUUCCCAUUCUGAAGAAAAUCCUCAUUGAGAUUAUUAUAUUUGUGAAAAAUUUUAAUCAUCGAAGACUGCGCUUUUGAGUGAAGAUAAAAUAUAAUUGAUAGCAACUUUUGGAUUUUUGUGAAGGUUAGAGAUAUAAUUAAAAACUGAAAUUUUUCUGACAAAUUGAAUUUUUACUCAUUGAUAUUAUUUUAAAUUUUCCCAAAACUACUUCAACUCUACCGAAUAAUUAUAUGAUUUAAAUUCUCUUUUCUAUAAUUUUCCGUGAUAAGUUUGAUUAUUCAUUCAUUUUCAAGUUCUUAAUUGAGACGAGUGAAGUUUUUAAACAAGUUACCUAACGAGCUUUUCAGAACGAAUUGUUGAUAUAUUGUGAAAGAAUUUUGGAUUUUUAAAGCAUAAAAUGCGGAAAAAUAUCAUUAUAUAAAUAUCAAUUUUCGGAUCUUAUGUUGAUUAAUCGUUAAAUGUUGCAUUACUCAUUCGACUAGAACUUUGUUAGGAGUUUAGAUAGAUAUGAAUAUAUAGAGAAAAUACUAUAAUUAGACAUAAGCACGAAAAGUGUUUCAAAGACAUAGUUUUAUAGCUGAGAACUCAAUUAAUAAACUAAAAAUUCACUGUCAAUUUUCCUUUGAGCUGUAAUAAGAGAAUGCGAAGUUCAUUCAAAGCUCAAGGAUAUCUUAAUCCUGAAUGGUGAUAUCAAGUCACAAUAACUUAAUUGGUACUGAAAAUAUCAAAAUCUAUAAUUAUGGCAUCGAUGUUGUCUACAGCUGUUUCAAUUUUGCUAUUGAAAUAUCCGUAAUUUUUAUAAGAAUAUAUACAUUUUAUGCUAGAAGCACUGUAAGUGUUUUUGAGGAGUAGCCUAAAUUGAGUAAGAAAUAAUUUUCAUAGACAUUUCAUUUGGUAGUCUGUUUUAAUUUUUUAUGAGCAUAAGUAAAAUCUCUAGUCAAAUUGAGCUUGCUUGCAAUUCGGGAAAAACAUUUAUUGCAAGCUACAUGAAGUCUUAUACCUAAGUAAUGGAAGCAUAUCUAGCCACUAAAAAAUUAUUGCAAUAUUAAAAUUGUGAUAUUAUCAAAUGAGACUAAUAAUAACCAUUAUAUGACAAUUAGUUCCUGCAGUCUAUCCCUUGUCAAAUGUCGCUUACGGCAUGAUUUGAAUACUUAUGUAUAAAUACUUUUGAUUCUACUUAUCAAGUUUUAUAGGGCGUUGCAUAUUAUUGAUUGCGACUGAUUGCACUAAUGUUGGCAAAAUUCGAAGGUUUAUCCUCCUCAUAUUUAAAUUGUUAAUAUUAUUGUCGCCCAGUUACUUCUUGAUUGAUAACAAACUAAUGUAGAAAACCCAAAAUAAUAAUUUACCUCAAUAUUAAACCGUUGAAUAAUUCAUUAAAUGUAGAAGUUGUAUAAAAUAUAGAACUUAAAAUCUGAGCUUCAAUUAUUGAUGUAUUUGUCACCUUUGAGAGAAACGAUGAUGGGUAAAGUCAAAAGUAUAUCUGCUUAAAAAUGAUAUAAAGUUAUGUAAAUACCUAGCACAAAUAAAGCAUUGAAUUUUUAGGGCAUUGAACUUGAGGAAUUUCCGAGGAUUUGCUAAUUGCUGAACAACGAAUGUUUGGCAACUUUUCAAGUAGAAUUUUAAACAAUUGUAUAUUAAUCUUAUUUUAUAUUAUUUAUUUUUAUCCGAUUGUGGAUGACGCAGUACCUAUUUCCCAGAUUUUUUUACAAAAAGGUCACUGUUGUACAUAAUAUAUCAUUGCUGAAGUAUUAUAUUAGGAAACAUAGGGAUGUGAAUGAAUUGAAAAAAAAAAUUUAGGAAAACUUUAUCCCACUUUCAGAACACAGUUACACAAUCCAAUUGUUUGAAAGCUUCAUAUUCAACAAUGGACAUUGGAUUUCAUGAUUUCUUGUAACUUUAUCGGAAAUCUCCCGCUAAUCAUUUUCAGCCUCUGAAAUUCAUUUCAAAUCAUUUACUAUUUUAUUGAAUUUAUUGAUCAGAACAAUGACUGUAUAAUCUGUUGUAAAUGAAUGUGUGCCAAUCAUUAUUACAAAUAAAUGA
Coccinella septempunctata (seven-spotted ladybird) is the source of this 5759-nucleotide messenger RNA. Its product is annotated as protein kinase C-binding protein NELL2-like. The coding region runs from base 305 to 3064 and encodes 919 amino acids. The transcript is spliced from 13 exons. Gene Ontology annotation, molecular function: protein binding; calcium ion binding. The record is from RefSeq and is a predicted model, not a curated record. Lineage: Eukaryota; Metazoa; Arthropoda; Insecta; Coleoptera; Coccinellidae.